UUAUCCCACUCCCCCGGCGAAGCCCUCGUCGCAUGCAAAUAUAAAGUUUUCCGGUAGCGUUUGGCCGUAUUUUUGAAGAAAAGAAGAUGGAAUACGUAUUGAGGGCUCUGACGACGAAGGAAGAAGUAGAUUCCAUAAUAAGGGACACAAUUGACAAAGUUCUUGUCCUCCGUCUCGGCCGAUCCUCUGAUCCUCUUUGCCUCCAGCUCGACGACAUCCUGUAUAAAUCUGUGAGAGAGGUGUCCAAGUUUGCGACUGUGGCUUUAGUGGAUAUUGAUUCAGAGGACGUUCAAGUUUAUGUCAAAUAUUUUGAUAUAACCUUAAUACCAUCGACCAUUUUCUUCUUCAAUGCUCAUCAUAUGAAGAUGGAUUCUGGGAGUGCAGAUCACACCAAGUGGGUUGGAGCAUUUCAGAGAAAACAAGACUUCAUUGAUGUUGUAGAGGCAAUAUUUAGAGGGGCCAUGAAAGGCAAGCUCAUAGUGACUUGUCCCCUUCCUCCAGAGAGAAUACCAAAGUUUCAGUUGCUAUACAAAGAUGUUUAGCAGACGGUUGAACUGCAGUAGAAAACUCCUCAUCUUGAAAGCCAUUGUUUCUGGAUGAUUAUAAUGACCAUCACGAAUCCAUAUCACGAAGAGUGGGUUCUUUUGAUACUUUAAUAUCAAUGUAAGAAAGAGGAACGCGGCAGACUGAUGUAGGAGACAGAUAUCUUGUUGAAUUAAUGCAGAAUCAGGACAUUUCUCUUGGAUAUCUUAGCUGCUAGAAGACCUGUAUCGAUCAGAAAGCAUCAGUGUAUGAUGGGGUGAAACAAUGCAAGUGAUAAAUUGGAAAAAAAAAUGUUUGUGUAAUUAGGUAGUUUUUUCAUAAAUUUGUUGGGUGUUUGCCCUGACUUUUCUAGUAUAAUUAGAUUUUCCUUUUCCUAAAAGGAAAACACAAUGUCUCCAUAUUUGGCUAGUCCUUUUUCUUAUAGGAAAAGGUUAAUGACUCUAUAAAUAGAGGCUUAUUCCUUCUAACUUAGUAGCAUUCACAAUGUAGUCCUAAGGGAAUUUGAGAGUUUUGUGUGGGGGAGAAACUGUGAGACACAAGUGAUACGUUAUUACUUGUGUGAACCUCUUUGUAUUCCGAGUGAAUUGUGUGAGGUUAUUUCUCUCGAUAUUUUGUACUCUCAUAUUUAUAGUGGAUUGCUCAUCUCUUCUUGUGGAUGUAGGUCGGUUGACCGAACCACAUUAAAUGCUUGGCUCUCUUUUGGUAUAUUUCUCGUUUGUCUUCUUACUCAUGGUCAUUCAAGGUUUGCUUUGCUAACUUCCGCAUGACACCUAAUUAUUUUCGUCAUA
Messenger RNA from Solanum dulcamara, 1331 nucleotides. RefSeq lists its product as uncharacterized. The coding region runs from base 87 to 542 and encodes 151 amino acids. Gene Ontology annotation, cellular component: U5 snRNP; U4/U6 x U5 tri-snRNP complex; spliceosomal complex. Lineage: Eukaryota; Viridiplantae; Streptophyta; Magnoliopsida; Solanales; Solanaceae. The record is from RefSeq and is a predicted model, not a curated record. The transcript has 5 exons. Gene Ontology annotation, biological process: mRNA splicing, via spliceosome.